UAACGUUUCACUCAAAGCCAUGAUGACUGGAAUAUCAAACAUAGCAAUAUUUAUUUUAUUUUCAACUUGCAUCAAUGCGCAAGAAGAAACAAAUUGUAACACUGAUUGUGAAAAAGAUUUACAAAAAUUACAACGUCAGGUUAAAAAGUUAAGAAAAGAUGUAAAUGAAUUAAAAGUACUUGGAAAUGCAGUAAUCCCACAGGGAAUAAUAAAUGAAGAUGCUGGCCACAAAAGCUGUCCUAAACAUUUUCAUGAAAAUGCCAAACUGGGGACCUGUUACUACAUUGCGGAUAGCUCAAAACUGAUGCUCAUGGAUAGAGCUAGUGCUGCCACCUACUGUGCCUCGAGGGGGGCAAACUUAAUAGCAAUCGAGACCCCAGAAGAACAAGACUACCUCAGAGGGUUUGUGUUUCAAAGAGGACUGACCAAUUGGCCAUUUUGGACAUCCUUUAAUGCUGAAAAUGGUGAGGAAGAGCCAGUGUUUGAGUGGUUAGGAGGCCCAGCAGGUCCUACUAAAGAUGUUGGGGAAUAUAUGGACUUUGAUGGGAAAUCAGCAGAGAUCCUGGGUAUGGUUUAUCAGGGAAAACUCAUGGUGCCAGAGUUCAGGUGUGCCAUAUGGGAUACAGAUAAACUGGAUGAGGAUGGAAAUUCAAUAAAAACUAACAACUGGAAAUUGCAAAAUUGUUUCUCAAAGAUAGCUGUACCUGGCUGUGAAGUCCACAUCUGAAUUAAUUCACACUUAAAAUUACAUGUAUAGACCAAACUUCUAUUGGGAAAUAUUAAAUAAAGUUUGGC
Owenia fusiformis is the source of this 795-nucleotide messenger RNA. The record is from the annotation of a GenBank genome assembly. Lineage: Eukaryota; Metazoa; Annelida; Polychaeta; Sabellida; Oweniidae.